AGCAAAUCAAUGGGAAUAGCCAUAAAGUACUCAAAGAAAUUGCAGCUGAUGAGUAAGCUUAUGAGUUUAGUGAUAGUUCAACCAACCAAUGAUUCUAAUACUCAACCUUAUGGUGUAAGCCCACCAUUUUCUUUGCCACCAUUUGAUUCUCUCCCCCCUUCAAACCGUCCUCCUUAUUUCCCCCCUCCGUCGAGCACAUCCGGAACAGUUCCAAGCCCGACACCAACGAGCUCUUCGGGGCCAAUUUCAAGCCCACCAUCCUAUAUUCCAUCUCCAUUCGGGUCACACACAAGCCCACUGGUGUUUUUGCCACCCAUAGUGUACCCUCCACCUACGGUUCCACCACCUCCGUACGUGGCUCCGAAUUCGGCACUGUGGUGUGUGGCUAAGCCAUCGGUGCCUGACCCGAUUGUUCAAGAAGCUAUGAACUAUGCUUGUGUCGCCGGGGCGGAUUGCGAUUCGAUUCAGCCUAGCGGCUCGUGCUUUCAGCCCGAUAGCUUGUUCGCACAUGCUUCCUAUGCUUUUAAUAGUUAUUGGCAAAAGACCAAGGUUGAUGGUGGUACAUGUGAGUUUGGGGGCACUGCCAUACUUGUCGCAGCUGAUCCGAGCUACGAUGGAUGUCAAUUUGAGUACCACAAUUGAUUGGUGAAAGGCUCCUCAUGGCAUAUAGUUAGAAGAUUGAAUAUUUCUAGAUUUUUCUUCACAUUACCAUGAGCUAAACAUAAAGUUUGUAAAGCUUGAUUACAAAGAUUUUUU
Hibiscus syriacus is the source of this 756-nucleotide messenger RNA. RefSeq names its product glucan endo-1,3-beta-glucosidase 12-like. The transcript is spliced from 3 exons. The record is from RefSeq and is a predicted model, not a curated record. Lineage: Eukaryota; Viridiplantae; Streptophyta; Magnoliopsida; Malvales; Malvaceae. Bases 10 to 642 code for a protein of 210 amino acids.